Messenger RNA from Prorocentrum cordatum, 3486 nucleotides. NCBI's taxonomy places the organism in Eukaryota, Dinophyceae, Prorocentrales, Prorocentraceae. The record is from the annotation of a GenBank genome assembly.
AUGGCGAAGAAGGGCCAGACCGCCAUCGAGAAGGCCAAGAAAGCCUUGGAGGAGGUGAACAAGGCGCUCACGGACGACUUCAAGGGCUUACCUGCUGCCCUCAGGCGCGACGUGUACGGCGCGUUGAGGUACUCCCUCAGCAUCACCGACAAGGACAAGGCCAAGCAGUUCACUGAGCUGAAGAAGGACGAGGACCGCCGAACGUGGGCGGCGCAGUUCCUCGUUGACCCGUCCUGCGGCUCCUGCGGCGCGAGCGGGUCGACGGAGAUCACGAAGCGCGACGAAGACAAGGAGAAGGUCGUUUGGGUAACGCAGUCGCAACUGGCAGGACCUAAAUACCUUAAUGAUCCCGAGCACGCGAAGAUCCUGGUCGAGUCGGGCGACUUGGAGGAUAGACCCCACGAGUAUAAGAGCAUGCGAGCCAAGGACAUCCUUCAGUAUAAGUUCUCGUGGACCAUCCUCGAGAAGCUCGAGCGCACGGAUGACAAAUCCAAGGUGGAGGUGAAGGACGCAGAGAUGACGGGAGACCAGUACAAGCAGAUACGCCAGGAGAAGGAGAAGAAGGCGAAGAAGGCGCGGGUUGCGGAGAAGAACAAAGCGAUCAACGAGGUCGAGAAGGUCACGAUCAACGUGUCCCACGAGCUUGGCAAGGUGAAGUGGAUCAAAGAGGGGCUCAAGGAGCGCCAGUACCCAGACGCGCUCAGCAACUUCUUGGACACCCAGGUUGAGGAGUGCAAGCAGACCCUGGAGACGGCGAAGAAGAAGUUCACCGAGGUGUAUGAGGCAGAUGCGCAGUUCUGGGAUCCAGAUACAGGGAGGAUCAAGAAGGGGAAGAUUCAUUGUCUGUUGCCGCAUGAGGUCCUCAGUGCCAUCACGCCUCCUGGCUCUGAAGAUGCAAUUUGUGAGUUCGAUGCUGAUCAGGUUGGCUCCCGCACCAUGCUAGCCAAGACUCUGGAGGAGCUUGGGGCCGACGCCAGCAAGCAGUGGGCUGCCGUUGGCAUCUGGGGCGACAGCGCCCCGUACGCCCUUCGCGACUCCGUGUACCUCCUUCUUUGGAACACGAUCUCUGGACCAACGAACAAGCGAUGGUGGUUCGUGGCGUUUCCCAAGAAGUUUGUCUGCCAGUGUGGGUUGGUCUGGGAUCGCCAGGCGCCGCUGAUAUCCACCCCGGCCGACGCCGCCCCGACUAGAGCCGCGGCGGAUCUCGCUGGGAUGUCGCGCUGGCGGCAGGUCGGCGUCGGGGGAGCAGGGCACGAGCAGGGCCAGUCCCUGGCGCGGCGGGUGAAGGUGGAAGAGGCGGAGGAGCACUCCGAGCAGAAGGUGAUGCUGCUCCACGAGAUCGCAGAGGUGCUGAAGCUGAUCGAGGCGCCUUGUUUCCAGCAGUUGCUGCCGCUCCUGGUGAGGCACAUGGUGCGUUUGCUAGGAUCGCACAACGCCCAGCCGAUCGAGGCGGUGUUGCAGUUUUGGAAGGACCCCGUGCUGGCGGAGCUCUUCCGUGGGGCCGCGGCAGGACUCGUGCCGCCGCUGCUGCCGGUGCUGCUGCGCGGCGGGGAGCCGUUCUGGAACCCCACCGUCAACAAGAUGACCGCCCUCGUGCUGGAGAAGCUGGAACAGAGCGAUCCCGUGAUCUUCGCCUCCACGGCCGAGGACCUCUGGGGCCCUGGCAGGCAGGUGCCCGCCUUCGAGCAGGCCGCGGCGGCCCCGCGCGAGCGCACCGCCGAGGAGCAGGCCGAGAGCGACGCGAGGAUGGCUGCCCCAAGGCCGGCCGGCGGUGGGAGCGUGUCGUCCCUGAAGUUCGGCAUGGCCGGGUGGAGGCCCCCGGGGGCCACAGGCCCUGGCGGCGCCGAGGGCCGCACUCUGCCGCCGGCGACCACCACGGGCGUGGCGCCGUGGGCCUUCCAGAGCGGCGGCGCCGCGGCGGCUCGCCGCGGCCCGCUCUCUCAGGGCACCGCGGUCCCGCCGAAGCAGCCCCCGAGCACCGUGACCGGCGUGGCUCCGUGGGCCUUCGGCGGCGGCGGCGGCGGCAGGGCGCAGGGCCCGCUCGCGUCCCUGGCGAAGGGCGGGUCUGGCGGGCAGGGACCAACGGUGACGGGGAGCCCGAUGGGCGUCAUCGGGGAGGACGCCGCGCCGGCGGAGGAGAGGUCGGGUAUCGACCGCGUGCACGAGUACAUGAAGCUGCUCAGCCCGGGCGGGACCGAGGGCCCGCAGGGCGACGCGCACUGGGAGGCGGCGCUGGCAUCGGAGACGCCGACGCUGCUGCCGGCGCUCAAGUUCCACCAGCUCGUGUUCGGCCACGAGGACCUGGGCGCUGGUGCGUUUAGCGUUGUCCGGUACGCCCGCCUCAUCGAGAAGACCAAGACGCAGAAGGAGUGGGCAGAGUACGCCGUCAAGGUCAUCAACACGAAGACCAUGGAGGAGCUGGGCUACCAGGCCAGCGUGAACCGCGAGAUUUGCGUCUUGAAGAUGCUCAGCCACCCCGGCAUCGCCCGCCUGGUGUCGUCCUUCCGCUUCCGCGACGGGGCCUACCUCGUGCUCGAGUAUGCCUCCAAAGGCGACUUGCACUCGAUCCUGGUGCGGUGCGGCAGACUGGAGGAGGACACGGCCCGAUUCUUCCUCGGGGAGGUGAUUGCCGCGCUGAGCGCGAUUCACGAGAUAGGGUUCGUGUACGCGGACCUCAAGCCCGAGAACGUCGUGAUCACGUCCACAGGCCACGCCAAGCUGACCGACUUUGGCGGCUGCCGGCCCGUGACCGAGGAGGCGCGCGGCCGCACGCGGGAGUCCCUCCUGCGCGGCCUGCGCAACGGCGACUGGCGCGCCGCCGACGAGGCCGGAGGUGCAGCGGCCCCCGCCGACAGCGAGGAGGCCUCGCCUGACGUGCAGCAGGAUGAGCGCGUGGAGGGCACCACGUUGUACCUGCCUCCAGAGGUGGUGCAGGGGCGCGCGCCCACCCUCGCGGCAGACGCGUGGGCACUGGGGUGCCUGGCGUACCAGCUGCUCACCGGCCGGCCGCCGCUCUGGGCGGCGAGCGAGCGAGAGGAGGAUCUGCUUUCCCGCAUCGUCUCCUUCAAGCUCGACAGCGCAUCGGCGCAGGCCGAGGGGAUGUCGCAGCGGGCCACGUCCCUCGCAGACGCCCUGCUCGCAGCGGACACCUCCAGGAGACUCUCGGUGCAGCAUGCUGCUGUGGACCCCUUCUUCGAGGGCAUGGACGUCUUCGCUCUGCACAGGAGGCCCCGGGGGCCCGUGCUGCCUGCCGGCGAGCGGGCGGCCGCGAGCACGGAGGAGGACGCCAGGUGGCAGAAGAGGCAGUUCUCGAAGAUAUGGACCGUGGCGGCGUCGCCCCAGGACUACGCCUUGCCGAAGGCUGGCGAGGGGGACGCUGGCAUCACGGAGAUCAAGGAGACGAGCGCCGAGCGCGGGUCUCCGUUCGUGGAAGAGGCCCUGCAAGCACCACCUGCUCCACAGAAAUCUCGCCUGGAGUCCCUCUGA